Messenger RNA from Hemiscyllium ocellatum (epaulette shark), 5620 nucleotides. Its product is annotated as 3-mercaptopyruvate sulfurtransferase-like. Gene Ontology annotation, biological process: transsulfuration. Gene Ontology annotation, molecular function: thiosulfate-cyanide sulfurtransferase activity. The record is from RefSeq and is a predicted model, not a curated record. Lineage: Eukaryota; Metazoa; Chordata; Chondrichthyes; Orectolobiformes; Hemiscylliidae. The transcript has 2 exons. Gene Ontology annotation, cellular component: mitochondrion. The coding region runs from base 41 to 922 and encodes 293 amino acids.
AGUCUGCUGGAGGUAAUUCCGCGCACUGGGGGGAAGGAGAAUGGCGUUAGUGCAGGCUGUGGUAUCUCCUGCCUGGCUGGCCAAGGCAAUCAGCAGCGCUAAGGCCGGGCCGUUGCGGGUCUUGGACUCCUCUUGGUAUUUGCCAGAAAUGCAGAGGGACAGCAGGAAGGAGUUCAAGGAGAAGCAUAUUCCCGGCGCUACCUUCUUCGACUUGGACGAAUGCAGAGACCGCUCCUCUCCUUACGAGCACAUGAUGCCCGGGCAGGAGCUUUUCUCCCGAUACUUGGCCAACCUGGGCAUCUGCAACGACACCCACGUCGUCAUCUACGAUGCCAGCGAUUUCGGGCUGUACACUGCCCCCCGGGUCUGGUGGAUGUUCCGGGCUUUCGGUCACAGCCGGGUGUCGGUGCUGGAUGGCGGCUUUAUCAAUUGGUGCAGGGAGGGUCUCCCGGUCACUUCGGAACUGCAGGACUACCCCGUGGCUGAGUACAAGGCAAAAGCCAAAGCCCAGGUCAAAAGUUACCAGGAGAUCCUGGACAACAUCCAGAGCAAACAGUUCCAGCUGGUGGAUGCCAGGCCAGAGGGCAGUUUCAAAGGAACCGAGCCUGAACCCUUAGAAGAUAUUGAACCUGGGCACAUCCCCGACAGUAUCAAUAUCCCCUUUGAGACCUUCAUGGAUCCAGAGACUCUCAGGAUGAAGAGUGAAAAGGAGCUGCAGUGCUUGUUUGAGGAUCACAAUGUCGACCUGAAGAAACCACUGGUAGGGACGUGUAGUAUCGGGAUCACUGCCUGCUUUGUUGUCCUUGGUGCCCAAAUCUGUGGGAAAGAAAAUGUGAUGAUCUACGAUGGUUCCUGGCAAGAUUGGUUCACCCGGGCCGACCCCAGUCACAUUAUCUCGGAGAGAAAGGAGAAAGUCAAAUAAGCAGCACUGAAAGCAAUGUUUUAGAUUGUGCUGUUCCCGUACCAAAAUUAGUAGAUAAUUUGAGAGUCAUUCUUAAGUUUUAUUUGACUGACCAACGAAUCUAUCUUUUAUUGUGUUGGAGGUAAGAGGAGAAGGUCAAGUCAAACCAAGUAUUUACUGGCAUCCCCCACUAUCCAAAAGCAGAGCAUUUCUAUGAAACGUGUAAAGCAAAGAAGCAUCAACUCAUAUGGGGAAAAAUUUCACCUUUUUUCAUAAAAGUGAAAAUCCUCUUUGGAUUUAUGAAAACGUGUACUAAUGUAGGUCUUUCGUAAAAAUGAAGUGGCUUGAAGCGAACUAGCGAAAGACAGGGGAUAGCUGUACUUGAAAGGUUUGAUCUAUUCCCUGGUAGAAGGGCCCUGUGAAUAAUUAGUAAGUGUUCUUCUGGGUAUUGAUGGCAACAACAGGUGGCCCUCUUUUGUCUUGUUGUUUCAGUCAUAGUUUUGGAUUUCUCAAAUGAUGAUUUGCCCGGAGACUCGACCUUUUUCACAAGAUGCAGCAGGAUGGCAGGUAAAAAGAAGCCAAGGACAGUUUGUUGAGAACCGCUCUAAAUGUAUAGUCAGUGAUAGAAGAGUGAUGAGAGACGUGUGACUUGUGAAGGGAAAUGAAGCCAUUUCUGGGGAAAGUUUAGCACCUUCCAGAAUCAUUCACUGUUUUGUUUCUUGCCAUAUUUGUUAGGGGCACGACGUUGUCAUUUCCUGAAGGUGCUACAUGUGCUGAGGCUGAGUGUCCACUGAGUUUCAAAAUGCUUCUCUCAGUGAUUUACUCCUUGAAUGCAGUGACUGCUCUGUGUAGCCAAGAUUUUAAAGUGAGACCAGUUAGCUUUUGAUGAGUAUAGGAAGCCUGAAAUUGAAAUGAGUCUGGCAUAUCUUUGCUUUCCAAGUGAAAUUAUUUGUUAUUGAGUCGAUGUUCCUCUUCUUAUUAACAUUAACUGUAAACUCACAGCCUUUACAACAUCACUUGUGGGUUAAGAGUUAGUUUACUUAUGCUGCACCCAAGAGUGUGAGAGAAAUAAAGGCUACAUUCCUAUUCUGUUCUUGAUCUAACCCACACAACUGAAAACAGAAAACAUUUCCCCUCAGCUUGGAAGAAAUAUUGUAGAGGAGAAUAAGACUUGGCUGAACUAUGCAUCCUGUCUGGACUUGCUUCAUAGAAAUUGAGAAUGUCUUCAGGGCAAGUUCUGACUUGUGAAAUUGGGAAUGCUCCAUUGUUAAUGACAGUAAAGUUAGUCUGGAUUGCAGAAUAAAUAACAGUGAACAAUUCCUGGCAUUGCAAUGAAACCUGUUCCUUUCAAUAACAUUCUGAACAUUUUCUAGCAACAUGUUCAGCCUUGUUAUUAAUCUUUAUAUGCUUAAUACAUAUCGAAUGCGCCUCUGUCCUUCUCAGUUUACACACAGGCCAAGUAUGUUGUAAUGUAGAUUUAAAAUAUACAUUGGAAAAGGAGAUGGAACAUUGUACAAAAAAAGCCUUCCCUGUACAGCUAACUAGAAUAAAGGAAAUAAUGGUACAGAAGUUGGCCAGUCAAUACCAAAGUAAUCUAUUUUGUUGCUGUAAAAAGUUUCCCUUGAAAUGUUUAAUUAAAAUUUUCAGAGUUUCGAAGGAUUUUUGUUAGACACGUGUCCAGAAAAGUUUUGAGAAAAGCUUCAUUCAGACGAAUAGUCAAAGAGGGAAUGAGGGGAUCACAUUACUGCAUAAAUUUGAUGAAUUGUUGAAUGUACCUGAAAAUAUAGAGGUAGGUUUGAUACAAUGAGAAGUCAAGCAAUCUGAAGUAUUCAAUCAGUCUGUAACAGAUAAGCAAUUGCAGAGCAACUUGGCUGUGGGCUUAAGUCCCACUCCAGUGACAUCCAGCACAAAAUCUAGACUGAUUCUCCAAUGCAGCAUCCAAGGAGUACUGCACUGCCAGACAUACUCAGUUUCUAGUGAGACAUUAAACCAAGGCCCUGACUAUGCUCCUAGAUCAAACUGAGAGGUAAAUAAACAAUGUUACAGCUUCAGGCCACUUAAAGGCUUGUUAACACUUGUUGUACAUUAAUUAUUAAUUGUGUCCCUGACCCAAGGAAUGCCAAUUGUAAUCAUUUUAAUAAAAUUAAUUCAGUUAAGUAGUUUGAUUUGACUCCUUUUUGCAUCAAAGAUCAGAAAUAUGAGAAAUGGGUUAGACUUUACUGCAGUUCAUUUGGUCCAAAAUGUUAUCCUUGUUCUCACAGAAUCUGUAAGUGUGGAAACACGCCAUUCAUCCCAACAGGGCCACACCAACCCUCCGAAGAGCAUCCCACCCAGACCCAUCUCCUUAUCCUUUCCCUGUAACCCUACGUUUCCCAUGGUUAAAGCACCUAACCUAUACAUCCCUGAAUACUAUGGGGCAAUUUAGCAUGGCCAAUCCACCUAACCUGCACAUCCUUGGACUGUGGGAGGAAAUCUCAUUGUAUCUCAUCUACUCUAUAUUUUUUAAGUACAUUAAAAAAUUCAACUAGCAGACACAAGAAGAAUAUGCAAACUCCACAUAGAAAGUUGCCCAAGGGUGGAAGUGAACCCAGGUUCCUGGGGUUGUGAGGCACUGGGGUGAACAUCUCAGCCACCAUUUCAUCUCUCAUAACCCAAAGCUUCAAAAGUGCCUCUUCUGAGAGACAGGAUUUACAGGCAUUUGGACAGGCAAGUACUCAUUUGGGAUAGUCAGCAUAGUGCAGGAAGUCCAUCUUGCGAAAUUGAUUGAGGUUUUUGAAGGGGUGAUCAAGAAUGUUGAUGAGAGCAGAGUGGUAGACAUUGUCUGGCAAGGCCUUUGACAAGGAACUGCUUGGUAGGUUAAAUCUCAUGGGAUCCAGGGAGACCUAGCCAACUGGAUGCAAAAUUGGCUUGACCAUAGAGGACACGAGGUGGUGGUAGAGAGUUGUUUUUUUCAGACCUGAAACCAGGAUGAGAAUUUAGGAGGUAUGGUUAGCAAGUUUGUGGAUGAUGCCAAGAUUGGUGGUAUAGUGAACAGUGAAGAAAAUUAUCUGGCAAUGCAGCAAGAUCUUGAUCAACAGGUCCAGUGGGCUGAGGAACGGCAGAUGGAGUUUAAUUUAGACAAAUGCAAGGUAUUGCAUUUUGAUGGACCAAACCAGGGCAAGACUUACAUAGUCAAUGGUAGGGCCCUGGGGAGCAUUAUAAAUCAAAGAGAUUGAGGGGUAGAUGUUCAUAGCUCCUUGAAAGUCAAGUCACAGAUAGACAGGAUGGUAAAGGAGGCUUUCAGUAUGCUUGCUUUCAAAGGUCAGGGCAUUGAGUAUAGGAAAUGGGAUGUCUUAGUUGCAGCUGCUCAAGAUAUUGGUGAGGCCACAGUUGGAGUACUUCAUGUAAUUCUGAUAGCCCUACUAUAGAAAGGAAACUAUUAAACUAGAAAGAGAGCAGAAAAGAUUUACGAGAAUGCUACCUGGACUGGCAGGUUUUGAGCUAUGAGGAGAGGCUGGAUAGGCUGAGACUUUUUUCCUGGAGCAGAGGAGGCUGAGGGAUGACUUGAUAAAGGUCCAUAAAAUCAUGAGAGGCAGAGGUGCAGCAAAGAACCAACAGCUUUUCUCCAUGGUAGAGGAGUUUGAAACUAGAGGCCAUAGAGGAGAAAUACAAAAGGGUCGAGAGGGGCAAUUUCCUCACACAGAGGGUCGUAACUGUCUGGAAUGGACAGCCAGAGUUAAUGGUGGAAGAGAGUGCAAUUUUGUCAUUUAAGAAGCAUUUAGGCAGGUACAUGGAUAGGAUAGUUAUGUGAGAUCUUGUGUUCUAAUAACUCAGUCACUAGCUUGCUAUAUUCAUUAUUACUGGUUCCUGUUCAUUCAUUCAUAACCCUUUACUAGCCUGUUAUUUAUUAUAUCACUGUUUCAUUCUUUCAUUCAUAAAACUACAGUUCUGUAUUAUAGUUUACUAUUGCAAGAUAGACUAAGACUAAAGCAGUACUUCCAAACCCCUUACUGUUCCUUUACACCUUCAAUCCUUAUCAGACCUAUUUACAUCAAAAGCUACCUCUGUUAAAUAUCAGACUACUAACCUAUUCAGAACAAUAUCAGCCUUGACGUCAUGCCUCCAUUACCUACCCGAAACUAUGGAAAGAAUAUGUUAAUCAGCCCUUACCAACCGUCUCUCAGAUCUGAAUAGAUUACAAAACAUCAAACAUGUUCCCCAAUUAGUAUGUACUUGUUAAAUACCUUUUAACUGGGCUGUUAUCCCUUUAAGAAACUAAUUGUCAAAACAGCACUUAUGUGAAAUUGUAUAAAUGAAUGAAACUCUCAAAUAGUAAACAAAUUUCAACCCAGUAUGGUAAUCAGUUUAAUAUCCUUUAAAGUUUUAUUAAGUACACGUACAAUUUCUAACUUAUUUAGAUCAUAUAGGCCCAGUAUUAUUUACUAACAUUAACUAACUUAAAAGAUAAAAGGACUAACAUCUCUUAAUUAUGCGAUCAGAUCAGACAGACACCCUUAAUCCUAAGAGGAGCAGCAGCCACCUCUUAGCUCAUGUUAUAACUCAUCUCCUGUUUCCCAAGACGGAAGCCCCUCAAACUUUUGUGUACCUGAGAUAAAACAAUGUAACACCAUAGUAUUGAAAUUUUAAUAUAUGUAAGAACUGUGUAUAAAGAGGCUAUUGUAAGAGUUGUAUUUCAGGAUGUGCUAAUCUGGCUGCUGAAUAAAGAGACUAUUUUUGCCA